AUUUAAAUAAUGAAAAAUUAAUAUUUUUGUUCUAACUUUUAUUCAUACAAUGGCAACUUUGUUUUUAUUCCCCGAUGUAGAAAAUUUCAAAUCAUUCGUAAACUUUGUGUUUGACGAGUGCCCAUCUUUCUUUUUCUGUGUGAUUUCUGUGACCCUGCUUUUCUUUUUCGGACUAUUGUGUGAUAACUUUUACGACGACCUUUGCCUACUAUACUACGCCAUGUCUAACAGAACCGAAAAUUUGAAGCGGAAGAGAGAUCCAACCUUUGUCGCAAGUGAAAAAAUGGCGUUAGUGGAUCUGGUGGAGAAACACUUUGCUAUUGUAGAGUGUAAAAAAACCGAUGCCACAACAAUACGCAGCAAAAAUCAGGAGUGGCAAAAAAUUGCAGAAGAAUUUAAUUCUGUUUCGUCAGUCCAUCCAAGAGAAUGGAUUGUUUUGAAAAACUGCUGGGAAAACUUAAAGAAGAGAGCCAAAAGUGAGCAGACAGCACGUAACCAACAUUAUUUGGGAACAGGAGGAGGUCCACCCAGGAAAUUGACUGUAGAUCCAGCAAUCGAUCGAGUUCUAGAUCUUAUCCAGACUAGAGUGUCUGGAUUUGUUAAUGUGUAUGACUCCGAUGGCACUCAUAUUUUAGCAUCCGGUAACAAUCCAAGCACAUCAGUGGCCGACCAGGCACCUCAAAAUGAUAUAUUAUUAUAUUCAAAUGAUGCCAGUGCUACUCCUGUACUUGAUGUACAGGACUCCACGGAGGCCGCUGUAGUUACUGAGACAGCUGCUGCUACAUUUGAAGUUGACUGGUCUCAGUACACUCCAGCAAUGUUGAGAGCACCAGUUACCACAGCACUUGUUGCCUCAAGGAGUCCAUCACCUGAGGCAACUGGCAGUAGAGUGGAACCUCCACCACACAAAAGAACAACUAUCACUCCACCUAGAGUUAUAUCCACUGAACGUCCUAUAGCGACGGCAAGUCGCAGAAGGCCAAUUUUAAGGCGUGAAAGCCUUAACGCGCAACGCAUCAACACAUUACUAAAUUGUAAUAAAAAUGCUGAUGAAGAACAUGCCGCAAAUAUGGCAAUUUUGCGGCUUCAAGAGCAGAGGGAGGAAGAAAUGCUGGUUCAAGAAAAAUUAAAAACGGAACAAGAAAAAAUAAAACUAGAAAUUUUGAAAAUACAAUUAAAAAAAUUACAAGAUUAUUUAUAAGUAGUUUUUAU
This is a messenger RNA of Spodoptera litura, 1212 nucleotides long. RefSeq lists its product as uncharacterized. Lineage: Eukaryota; Metazoa; Arthropoda; Insecta; Lepidoptera; Noctuidae. Gene Ontology annotation, cellular component: nucleus. The record is from RefSeq and is a predicted model, not a curated record.